Molecule: messenger RNA, 1493 nt
Organism: Botrytis deweyae
Lineage: Eukaryota; Fungi; Ascomycota; Leotiomycetes; Helotiales; Sclerotiniaceae
Exons: 2
Coding region: 1-729 (242 amino acids)
Biological process (GO): protein folding; protein import into mitochondrial matrix
Cellular component (GO): PAM complex, Tim23 associated import motor
Molecular function (GO): protein-folding chaperone binding; protein homodimerization activity; adenyl-nucleotide exchange factor activity
Source: RefSeq, a predicted model, not a curated record
AUGAACUCAAGAACAUUACUCCGUCAAUCAUCUCGAGCUUUGAGCUCUUCUCUUCGCAGCUCAGCCGCAAGACAACCUUUGCGUUCUCAAUUCCACAAUAAUACUUCGCUGGCCGCGCAAGUUGCGUCGAGGCAAUUUCAAGGAAGGAGAUUCUAUGCUACGGAACCAGAGGCUAAGAAGGAUGAGCCAGCAGCAGAGAAGAAGGAUGCUGAAGUAGAAGACCCAUCGAAGAAGGCUUUGGAGGCAAAGGAUAAGGAGAUUCUUGAAUUAAAGGACAAGCUCCUGCGCUCCAUCGCCGAAUUCCGCAACCUCCAAGAGCGCACAAAACGAGAUAUGCAAGCUGCAAAGGACUUUGCCAUUCAAAAGUUUGCCAAAGAUCUUGUUGACAGUGUUGACAACUUUGACCGAGCUCUUACCACUGUUCCCGCAGAGAAGCUCUCCGUUUCUGCCGAAGAACGCAAUGAGCACCAACAAGACUUGAUCACAUUACACGAGGGAUUGAAGAUGACCGAGAACAUCCUCAUGUCAACAUUGAAGAAGCAUGGUUUGGAAAGAUUCGACCCUUCAGUCGAGUCCGAGAAAUUUAACCCAAAUGAACACGAGGCUACUUUCAUGACUCCUAUGGCAGGAAAGGAGGAUGGCACAGUUUUCCACACCCAACAGAAGGGAUUUAAGCUCAACGGAAGAAUCUUGAGAGCUGCCAAGGUCGGGGUUGUCAAGAACCCUUGAAUACUGUAAACCAAGUUUUACAUUUUGCGGAACGCAAACCUAGCAUUGCUCGGCGCAUAGAGUAAUGAAGAUGUUUACUCCGUAUAUAUAUCGGGGUAAUGAACGGAAAAUCCAGCGGAGGAAUUACGAUGUACAAAGUGUAUAAAUAAAAAUGGGACUACGGUUAUGUCUACUUGAGCAUCCGACUCGAGCAGACACAAAAUUACGGCGUUGGAAUGCAUAAUGACUGUAAGCUGUAUUACGAAAGAAUCAGCUCACUCCUCUCUACAAAGAUAUGACAGGUUUUGGGGUAAAUAUUAUGGGCUGGCCUGGCUUUUGCGGGAUCUAUCUGCAUCAUCUUGUAUAUGUCACUCACGAUUUUCUUUUCUUUUUCGCAUAUAAGAAAAGAAUAAAUAUACCUAAUGAAACCAUGCAAGAUUGUUUUCCAAGUCGAUAUGAAUGUUUCCCAACAACUCCCAUUCCUUUUUUCGCACAGUAUAAAACCUGUCCUGUUCUCAUAACAUCGGAAUAAGAAGUGGUUUUCCAGUCGUAUUGUACAAUGGUAAAGACACUUUAGAGAGCCAUUCUCACCUCAUAGAUUUUUCACUCUUCGCUCUCUUAUUAGACGAUACUAUAAUGAAACCAUGAAUCACACACACCACAGCUCUUGCACAUUUUUCUUCUCCUCUCCCGUCCUGUUCUAUAAACCUCCGUUCAGAACUCCCAUUUCAUCUUCAUCCUCCCACCAUCCAUAACCUCGCCAUGUCUAUUCGUAAUCCAUACCU